CAAUUUCAUUUUCAUCUUUUGUGUUGUGUUUUUGUUAAAAUAAUGCAGUUUUACCAUUUUACGGACAAAAUUAUCUUUUUUAUUUAACUUUUAUUUAGAGGCUCCAACAAUACUACUGACUUCUAUCUGAAAAGGUUACAUAAACAUUGGGGAAUUCCGUAAAAAAUAAAUUAAGUAUAAAUAAUAGUAUAAAAAUUAUAUACUUUCACCGGUGUCCAAGAGUUCUUUGUUCAUUCGAUAAAUUACAAUAGAUGAAUCCUAGUGAAGUCUUAUCCCCAUUCUUUGUACACCGAGACUAAAUAUCAGAAGGGAUCAUUGGCUAUAAACUUAGACAAUGGACAAAUCUAGGUUUUCUAUGCUGCUUUUGGAGCCUGGAGAAAUAUAUUUUGAAGAUUACUCUUGCACUAUGAAUGAUGCAGUUUUAAAAAGUGUAAAUGCUAUCCAGGGACGGUUGAAAUUGUGCUCAAAAUCCCUAGUAUUUGAACCCAGAGACUGGGCCUUCCCACUUUAUAAAUUACAAUUUAAAGAUGCAAGUGACAUUUCCAUAGCACACCCUAAAACCAAUGAAGCUCCGAAAAAUGCAAUUAAAAUGAAGGUGCAACAAUAUUCUGAGAUGCUGGAAGACAACAUACUGGCACCAUACAAGUUUGUGUAUGAAGAGAGGGAGUUUUACUUCUUUUUUGAUUUUGCUUUGGCUGAAGAGUGUUUGAGUCAGAUGUUACAGUUGCAACGAGCUUCAACCCUUCAUGCUCCAGAGCAUAACAGUAUGGUGGCUACGAUCUUACACUCUCGAUACACAAGGAUGGUGUUUGACCCAGUUAUGAUGGAUGACUUUACGGAGAAGAUUGUCUGUGAGCUGCAAGCGGAGAAGAUAUCACCGCUAGUGAGGCACCAGGGGAAGCUCGCACUCACACCCACCACACUUUACUUCCAACCAUUCAACAACAUUGAAAGUAGUCCAAUAUUAAAAUUAAAACUUUCCAAAUUAAAAAGAAUUUAUAAGAGGAGAUUUCUGCUUAGACAUGUGGGUCUCGAGUUAUACAGUGAUGAAGAGAGCAUGGUGCCCCAUAUAUACUUGUCAUUCCAAUCAGAACAUGAACGGGACACCCUCUAUAAUGUUAUAGAAAAAUCUCCAGAAGCCAGUCUAGAAAGGGUGCAUCCAGAAGAAAUGACUCUUCAGUGGCAGAAUGGAAUUGUAUCAAAUUAUGACUAUCUUAUUUAUUUAAAUUGUCUAGCAGAUAGAAGUAAGAAUGAUCUGACACAAUAUCCCGUGUUCCCCUGGGUGGUGGCUGACUACAGCUCUAAGAUAUUGAACCUGGACAAGGCGGAGAGUUUCAGAGACCUGUCCAAGCCCAUGGGGGCUCUGAACCCGGACCGGCUGGAGAAACUGCUCGAGAGAUAUGAUGAGAUGUCUAGUCCUAAAUUCCUUUAUGGAUCUCAUUAUUCUGCCCCUGGUCUUGUGCUGUUUUAUUUAGUAAGGAAAUAUCCGCAAUACAUGUUAUGCUUGCAAAAUGGCAGAUUUGAUCAUCCAGACAGAAUGUUCAAUUCAAUUUCAGAUGUUUAUAACAAUUGUUUGCGAAAUAUGUCUGAUUUCAAGGAACUGCUGCCAGAGUUCUACGACACCGACGGAGGAGGCGACUUUUUAAUGAACAAAUACGAGAUCCACUUCGGCGAGCGCCACGACGGGUCGAAGGUCGACAACGUGGCGCUCCCGCCGUGGGCCAGCGGCGCCCAGGACUUCGUGAGCAAGCUGAGAGAGGCACUGGAGUCUGAGUACGUGUCCAGACAUCUGCAUUUAUGGAUUGAUCUCAUUUUCGGCUAUAAGCAGAGGGGGCCGGAGGCAGUUAAGGCUAAUAAUGUGUUCUACCACCUGUGCUACGAGGGCGCGGUGGACCUCGAGAGCGUGGGCGACAUGAACGACCGCCACGCACUAGAAGUCCAAAUCAUGGAGUUCGGACAAGUCCCCAAGCAACUCUUCACUCGGCCGCACGUCCGCAAAAUCACCCACCAAAUACCGAGACCUGUGGCUAACAAUGACGAAGUUAUUAACUCGUAUAAAUUGGAAUGCGUUGACACGAUAAGUUUGCAUAGAGAGGAGGUGACGGCGGCGUUGGUUCAUGACAAUAAGGUGGUGUCGGUCGGGAAGGAUGGUACGCUUAAAGUGUACGAUAUUGAUCUCAAGAAGCAGAUAAGGAGCGUUAUUUUGUGUGCGACGCCGCUCAGUUCGUGCGUGAUGGUGGAUGAUCAUACGGUGGCGGCUGGGUCGUGGGAUAACGAUAUAUACAUGUACGAUGUGGAAUACGGGAAAGUCGUCGAAAGUUUUAGGGCCCACGAUGAUUCAGUCAGCUGCUUGCUGUGGCUUGAAAACGAGCGCCUCCUAAUAUCUGGCGGCUGGGACUGCGUGGUGCGCGUGUGGGGGCGCGGGGGCGGCGCGGGGGGCGGGGGGCGCGGGGGUGAGGGGCGCGGGCGCAGCCGCCUGCGCGCCGAGCGGGACCACGACGGGAAGAUCACCGCUGUUACGUACAGGCGGCGCGGCCACGACCUCCGCGAAGCCCGAAUCGAUAUCAUAUCGGGCACAAGCGACGGGGAGGUGUACAUUUGGAGUUUGCAGUCCAAGGAAGUUUUGAAUAAGAUCUGCGUCACAUCGUCGCCUAUCAGAGGAGCAUGCUUCGUGGAGUCAGGAGAUAGGGUCGUCACAGUCAGCGAGGAGGGAGAAAUGAAUGUCACCGAUCUUAGUGUUUCGCAUUCUGUAUACCACAAGCAGUUGCCUACGCCCAUCAGCUCGCUCUGCUGGGACGGGCGCCGCGUGCUGUGGCUCGGCGGCGGCGGCGCGCUGCUGCAGUGGAACAUGACCGAGGUGGCGCGCGUCAGUGACCAGACUGUACAUGACGAUUCCAUAAAUAGCAUCUUCCUGGACCGAGCCUCCCGCACCCUGGUCACCGCCAGCAAAGACAAAACUGUGAAAGUGUUCAAGUUGAUAAACGACUCCUGACGAAAGAUAGAAUCUGAAGGACAGUAUUAUUACCAUUUCUUUAGUCUACUCUUUAAUACUUUUGUGCUCGAUAGAUUUAAGUGUUAUAAAAAUGUGAUAUUUUAUGUAUAAUUGAUUCCAAUAUUUUAUUAUGACAAUAAUGAUCAAAUAAAUCUUUUUAUAAAUA
This is a messenger RNA of Plutella xylostella (diamondback moth), 3158 nucleotides long. Its product is annotated as protein FAN. Lineage: Eukaryota; Metazoa; Arthropoda; Insecta; Lepidoptera; Plutellidae. Gene Ontology annotation, molecular function: protein binding. The record is from RefSeq and is a predicted model, not a curated record.